Molecule: messenger RNA, 3121 nt
Organism: Triplophysa rosa
Lineage: Eukaryota; Metazoa; Chordata; Actinopteri; Cypriniformes; Nemacheilidae
Gene: rragd
Product: ras-related GTP binding D
Exons: 8
Coding region: 200-1402 (400 amino acids)
Biological process (GO): cellular response to starvation; cellular response to amino acid stimulus; positive regulation of TOR signaling
Cellular component (GO): nucleus; Gtr1-Gtr2 GTPase complex; lysosome
Molecular function (GO): GTP binding; GTPase activity
Source: RefSeq, a predicted model, not a curated record
ACAAAGUACAUACAGUAUGUACAGUAAGUUCAUGAGACUCUAUCUUUGUGAUGGUGAUGAAGGGUCGCAGUGUGCUGUGACUUCUCGCGCAGGCGGCUGGUAUUUCAGUAUGGAGGAGAGAGAGGGGAGGUGAAAGUUCACCAUGGCUUGGGCAUAUCAGGUGACAAUGUGGAAAAGUUUGGUUGCCUCGGCAUAUUAAAUGUCUCAGACUCGGACCAUGACAAGCAAAGGGACAUACAAAGAGGUUUACGGGAAAAUCGACGCGCUGCCCUUCGAUUAUUAUGAGGACGAUGACGGUUUCGACACAUUCACGGACGGGGACGGAGACUGCGGCUGUGAUGAAGGAGUUCUUGGGUGCAGCGAUCCGUUCAGCAGUGAGGUAAAACCUCGAAUCCUGCUCAUGGGCCUGCGGAGAAGCGGCAAGUCAUCCAUUCAGAAAGUUGUAUUUCACAAGAUGUCACCCAACGAGACGCUCUUCCUGGAGAGCACCAAUAAGAUUUGCCGAGAGGAUGUAUCCAACAGUUCUUUUGUCAGCUUCCAAAUCUGGGACUUCCCCGGGCAGAUUGAUUUCUUCGACCCCACGUUUGACUACGAGAUGAUAUUUCGCGGAACGGGGGCUCUCAUCUUUGUGAUAGAUUCACAGGACGAUUAUGUGGAGGCAUUAAGCAGACUUCACCUCACUGUGACAAGGGCCUACAAGGUCAAUCCAGACAUCAACUUCGAGGUGUUUAUCCACAAGGUGGACGGACUGUCAGAUGACCACAAGAUUGAGAAACAGAGUGACAUCCAUAAACGAGCCAAUGAUGAUCUAGCUGAUGCUGGUUUAGAAAGAAUACACCUAAGCUUUUACCUGACAAGCAUCUAUGAUCAUUCGAUUUUCGAGGCCUUCAGCAAAGUCGUGCAGAAACUGAUUCCUCAGCUUCCGACUCUUGAGAAUCUGCUCAACAUUUUCAUAUCUAAUUCAGGGAUUGAAAAGGCUUUUCUCUUUGAUGUGGUUAGUAAGAUUUACAUAGCGACAGACAGCAGCCCGGUGGAUAUGCAGACCUACGAAUUGUGUUGCGACAUGAUAGAUGUUGUUAUUGACAUCUCGUGCAUCUACGGGUUGACUGGGGAUGAGACAGGAACUCCUUAUGACAAAGAGUCCAUGGCCAUAAUUCACCUGAACAACACGACUGUCAUGUACCUUAAGGAAGUCACAAAAUUUCUCGCUCUGGUGUGUUUCAUCAGAGAGGAGAGUUUUGAGAGGAAAGGACUCAUCGACUACAAUUUCCACUGUUUCAAGAAAGCCAUAGAGGAUGUGUUUGAUGUGCGAUUACAAGUGCAGAGAAAUCGCAAGCUUUUAAGCCAGAGACGCUGGAGCAGACAGACGGUGCCUAAUGGACCUCAGUUGCAUCCCCAUUGAAGAGCAGUGGAAAGCUGUCCAGUCUGUUGCUGUGUCUCAGAAGUGAAGGAUUCACGCAGACUUGAUUGUUCGCUGGUUCUGAAGGGCCACUUACUGCUCUACAGGAAUCCAGAAUGUCAAUACACAACGCAUUGUGCGUUCAAAGCCUUGCACUGCUGAACUUAGUUGCCCAUGUGUUAACUGUCUGCGAGGAAGCAACUUUUUUUUUACAGAAGGAGGCCGUUAAUAGUUUUCCACAAAAUCUAAUGCACAGUUUUUAAAGUCUGAUGCAUCAGAUAAUGCUGAUAAAGUGCUUUUUGUAUAUAGGGCACAAACAGCUUUUACAAUAUAAUAGUAGCAAAUAUGCAUUGUAAAACAGUGGAAUAUUUUUGGAAUAUUUAAAGAUGCAAUGCGUAACUUUUGCGCCUUUAUUGCAAUAUGUGUUUGAAACAUAAAACUGCAACUUUAGGUACUUAUCUUUACAUGUAUUGAAGUUAAAUAAUGUAAAAACCAGCGAAAUCAAACCAGACAGCACACAUUAUAAAUCUAUAUUAUAAGACGAGGAGACCACUCCUUUGUCUUUUAUGUACUUAUUUUCUUUAUUUUUAACAUUUUACACUAAAAAAGUUACAGAUCAGUGCAAAUUAUGUAUAUAUAUAUAUUUUUUUUUAACCCCUUGAUCUAAAGUGAAGCCUAUUUUUUUCUCUGUCCAGCUUAAUAUGCAGAGUAUAACUAUACUUAAUAAGUUAUUACUUAAUAACUAUAAGUAAGCCAUUUGUUAGAAGUGUAAACCUUUUUGUAAAUCGUUACAACAUUGCUAUUAUGUUCAGAAAAACAAUCAUGAUGUGUGUUCGACUACAUGCAAUGUUGUGUAGGUUGAUUGACAUCAAAGUAGCGCAAAAACGAUUCAAAAGCUUUUAAAUUCACAACUUUCAAUUUUCACGAUUUUUGCGGUAUUUUGAUGUCAUAACCUUUUUGGUCUGCGACGCACAAAGUUUAACACGCAUAUUGUUUUCACGAUGCUAGUGGCACAACCUUUUUUUGUGGUUCAGCAAUUUUCCUUUUUGAAAUUAAUAAUAAACUCAGAAAAAAAUGUUUUCAUUACCCCUGCAAUACUUCUGUAUUUUUUAUUACUACUUCAUUUGAUAGAUAUGACCAUUUACUUUCUUUACUUUCUCAGUUGUGCCUAAAGCAGAAACAUGUCAGCAAACACAACAAAGUUACAGCAAAGAGCAUAGUUGUUCUGCAUCUGCAUAUAUGGUCUACAAGCUCAAAAAUUAAUAAAGGGUUUAAUGCCUUUGCAGUGGGAGGCGUCUCGCUGUGGGGUUACAGCACCAGCACUAAUCCCAGGGGAUACCUUUGCCUCGCGAUGCUGGGUAAAUCUCAUGAGGUCAGAGCCGAUUACGCAAGAGCUGCUCCUCUUCUGGACGCACACGAAAUCAUCUGUAGUGAAACUACAAUGUGUUAUGUAAGACAAUUUCAUGUUUAGUGUUAUAAUCUCUAUCAGAAGGCCGAGCGCUAUUUACUCGGCAUGAACAGGGACCCAUCUGUGAGCGAGGGCUUCUCCUCGCAUGUAUUGUUAAGCGCAGGGUGAGGGUAGUUAGGUUGAAGCACUCUCUUAUAAAUGUGAACAUGUUAGAAUAUUGAAAGGGUAUAUCAUCAUUUUGAAUAGCUAUGUUAUACCGAGUGUCGUUUAAAUCCAUCACUCUUAGUUCUCAGGGCAGGCACAUCUAGUCAGCA